AUGGCAGGGGAGCAAAAACACAAUUGCUAUUUGCAACAGUACAUGUCACUGGCCAAAAACACAAAAGGACUAGCGCUGAUCGCCCUCAUCAAUCAGCUAUUAGAAGCGCCAGGGGUCUAUGUGUUUGGAGAGUUCCUGGAGCUUCCUUGCGUAAAAGAGCUUUCCAGAGGCCCUAAUGUGGGAUAUAUCAAGCUCUUAAACAUAUUUGCUUACGGCACCUACAUGGAUUACAGAGCAAGUAAAGAUACCCUUCCGCCUUUAUCUGAAACCCAGAAGAACAAACUGAGACAUCUCACUAUUGUCAGUCUGGCAGCUAAUGUGCAGUGCAUCCCGUACACGGUGCUCCUCGAAGACCUGGAGCUCCAGAGCCUCCGGCAGCUGGAGGACCUGGUCAUCGACGCCGUGUACGGCGACAUCAUCCGGGGCAAGUUGGACCACUGCCGGCAGCUGCUGGAGGUGGAGGCCUGCAUCGGCCGGGACACCUGCCCAAAGGAGCUGAGCAGCAUCGCCAGUACACUGCAGCGCUGGUGCACUGGAUGUGAGUCGGCCUCAGCGGUGAUAGGGCUGCAAGUGGACAGGCUCAACGAGUUUCACGAGAGUAGCCUAAGCGCCCAGCAGCUGAUAGAGACAGAGGUGGCCAGCAUUAAACAGAGGAUGUCCUCUGAGGAGGCAGAGUGUGUGGUGGAGCAGGAGUCUGCAUCCAGCACAGAGCACAGACAGUCGCUCAGAACGAUGGCCAAGAGGAAAUCGCUGAGUCCACCGAGGCGCUGA
Megalops cyprinoides (Indo-Pacific tarpon) is the source of this 771-nucleotide messenger RNA. Its product is annotated as COP9 signalosome complex subunit 7b-like. The record is from RefSeq and is a predicted model, not a curated record. Gene Ontology annotation, cellular component: COP9 signalosome. Bases 1 to 771 code for a protein of 256 amino acids. Gene Ontology annotation, biological process: COP9 signalosome assembly. The transcript is spliced from 6 exons. NCBI's taxonomy places the organism in Eukaryota, Metazoa, Chordata, Actinopteri, Elopiformes, Megalopidae.